GCGGCUGGGCCACGCGCCGCCUGAGCGAGGGGACGCCAUGGCGGGCCUCUGCAGUGUGGCCCCCGAAAUGGUCUCCCCGGCCGCCAACGAGACCCUGGAGCUGGCGCUGGGCAGCCGGGCGGCGCUCAACUGCACGGCGCGCUGGGCGGCCGGCGGGCGCUGCGAGCUCCCGGUGGCCUGGGCCAAGGACGGCCGCUGGCUGGACGGCGGCAGCAGCCGCGACACCGCCUGGACGGGCCUCAACGCCUCCGAGCGCCUCCUCGCCAGCRUCCUGCAGGUCAACCUGAGCCGGGAGGGCGACUUCGGCGUCUUUGCCUGCUGGCUUGGCAACGCCACGGCCACCUUCACGCUGCGCCGAGCAGAAGCCGCGGGGCACGUGAGCGCGGUGCUGGCGGCCCUGGCCGUGCUGGGGCUCCUGGCGCUCUUGGCCGCGCUCUACGUCAAGUGUCGCCUCAACGCGCUGCUCUGGUACCGGGAGCGCUACGGGGAGCUGGAGAUCAACGACGGGAAGCUCUACGAUGCCUACGUGUCCCACACCAACACCCCCGACGACAAGAAGUUCGUGCACUUCAUCAUGAAGCCGCAGCUGGAGAACCGGCACGGCUACAAGCUCUUCCUGGACGAUAAAGCCAUCCUGCCCAACUCGGAGCCUUCGGCCGACCUCAUCAUGAACGUGAGCCGGUGCCGGCGCCUCAUCGUGGUGCUCUCCGUGGCCUACCUGGAGCGAGAGUGGUGCAACGGCAGCUUCAGGGAAGGGCUCUGGAGGCUGCUGGAACUCUCCAAGAGACCCAUCUUCAUCGUCUUUGAGAGCCAGUGCCGGGACGCGGUGCAGCCAGCCGUCAGCCUCCUGAAGCAGCACCGGGGCGCCGUGGUGCUGCUCGUGUGGCGAGCCAGCUCCAUGACCCYGUCAUCGGACUUCUGGAAGGAGCUGUGCCUGGCGCUGCCCCGCAAGGUGGCUUUCCGGGCCACCAUGGGGGACCCGCAGACCCGGCUGCAGGAGGACAAGGACCCCAUGCUGGUCCUGCACAGCAACGACCCGGAGAGCCGUGGUGACCCGCACCCCGAUGGAGACCUGGGCCUGCGAGGGUCCCUGUUCCGAGGGCUGCCGCCGCCUCGCGUGAGCAGCCUGCUGGCAGCGCCGGAGCGGGCGCAGCUGCGGGAUGCCCGGCGCCAGGACGUGGACGUCUCGGACCUGGGCUCGCGCAGCUACGCUGCCCGCACGGACUUCUACUGCCUGGUGACCGAGGACGACGUCUGAGGCAGGGCUGCCCGCAGCCCUGGCCUCGUGCUGGAACCAAAACUGGGACACGGCCUGGGAGAGAGCCGGGGCCAGCGUCUCCUUCCCCAUUCGCCUCUCCCAUGGGACUGGCUUGCGGGAGGGGACAGCCCUGUCCUCACCACAGUGCCCGUGCUGUGGCCUCCGCCAAUGCUGGGCU
Molecule: messenger RNA, 1436 nt
Organism: Nothoprocta perdicaria
Lineage: Eukaryota; Metazoa; Chordata; Aves; Tinamiformes; Tinamidae
Gene: SIGIRR
Product: single Ig and TIR domain containing
Exons: 9
Coding region: 38-1258 (406 amino acids)
Biological process (GO): signal transduction
Source: RefSeq, a predicted model, not a curated record